This is a messenger RNA of Melanaphis sacchari, 875 nucleotides long. RefSeq names its product polycomb group RING finger protein 3 (gene l(3)73Ah). The coding region runs from base 133 to 807 and encodes 224 amino acids. Lineage: Eukaryota; Metazoa; Arthropoda; Insecta; Hemiptera; Aphididae. Gene Ontology annotation, biological process: regulation of transcription by RNA polymerase II. The transcript has 5 exons. The record is from RefSeq and is a predicted model, not a curated record. Gene Ontology annotation, cellular component: PRC1 complex.
UGAAAACUGUGAAUAAUUAAUAAUUAUCAUAUAAUAUUUGUUAUUUAUUACUUAAAGUUAAUAGUCUAGUCUUUUAUCCAACUUUAAAUUUGUUAUAAAACGAUUGUUUAUUUUGUGAUUUUGUCGAAAAUAAUGGAAAAACUGAUAAAAUUAAAAACUCUUAAUUGUCAUAUAACGUGUAAAAUAUGUAGAGGAUACUUAGUAGAUGCCACAACAGUAACAGAAUGCUUACAUACAUUUUGCAAGAGCUGUCUUGUGAAACAUUUAGAAGAGAAUAACAGUUGUCCUACUUGUCAAAUUGUCAUACAUCAAUCACAUCCAUUGCAGUAUAUAAGUUUUGAUCGUACAAUGCAGGAUAUUGUAUUUAAAUUAGUGCCUGGGCUUCAGUUAGAUGAAAUUAAACGUGAAAGAGAAUUCUAUAGAAUCAGAGGUCUUCCAUACCCAAAAGAAGUCCCAGCUGGUACUGAAAUUGAUGAUGAUAAGACAGCUCAAGAUCAAGCAGCAGCAGAUUCUGACUACCAUAGAACAGAUGAACAAGUAAAUAUCGGAUUGGAAUGUGUUGCAUCUCACUUGAAAUCGUUAAAGAAAAAGUUCCUUAGAGUAUCAUCUCAAGCCACUAUUACACAUCUUAAAAAGUUCAUUGCUGUGAAAGUACUUGACGGAUCAGACAAAUACAGAGACAUUGAUAUCUUGUGUAAUGAUGAAUUAUUGGGAAAAGAUCACACUUUAAAAUUUGUAUAUGUAACAAGAUGGAGAUUCAGAGAACCUCCUUUAAAACUUCAGUAUAGACCGAAAUUAGAUUUGUAAAUUAUUUUUUUUUUGAUCUGUUAAAUUCAGUAUUGUAUUUUUUACUUAUUGUAUGUACAACUUUUUUU